UGCGCACUCAAUUGCGCCACACACCACACACUCAGGGAGCGAGACACACGCGGCAGAGCUCUCGAUCACAGCGCGCGCAGCCGGAUCGUUCCAAAUUUCAAAAUUCGAAUGUAACCGCAGCGGCGGGAUGCGACAUUAUAUCCGUCUGUCGGCGCUUUGAUCAACGCACUACCCGCAGGAUGGAGAGGAAACUUGGCUGAACUUACAGCUGAUUUUUCAUUUGCUUUACUUCAGACAUGGAGAGCUGACAGCUGAACGCGUGCAAGCGGAAGUACGACGACAGACAGCCACAGGAGCCACUAGAUCUACACAUUGGGCGACGAUUUUAGGCCAUAGCAGCUGUCCUCAGUCAUGGCUGCUUACGGACAGACGCAGUACAGCCCCGCGUUACAGCCGGCCGGUCCGUACACACCGUACACACAUCACACACAGGGCUACAGCAUGACGUCCUACAAUAUUAAAACAGAAGAUGGCCUGAGUCAUUCACCAGGACAGAGCGGUCUGCUGGGAUACACGUCCAACUUCAGCGGCACUCCACCCGCUCAGACGCUCUACAGUUACUCCACACACGGCGGCAGCAUUUCUUCUGGAAUUUUCCAGGGUGCAAACAGCAUCACAGGCUCAACGCCGUUCAGUCCUGCACAGCAGGACUUCUCAACAUAUUCUAACUACAGCCAAAAUCAAUAUUCGCCAUACUACAACACACACUACAACAGCCCGUACAUCACAACCAGCAAUAUCACGCCCUCAGCCAUCACCACGGCGAUACCCUAUCAGCACACAGAUCAUCCAGCUGUAUCGACCAAUCACAGCCCGGAAUCACACACAGCAGAGUACCAUGCUCCCACGAGUCCUCCGACUCCAGGAAAGGAGCAGGAAGGUGCUCCAGCGAGACGCAGCUCAGAUGGGAAGCUGAGAGGCAGGAAGAGGGCCAGUGACCCUGUCCCCCCUCUGGACUCUGAGAUUGAGGUACAGACGCUGGCCUUCACGGCGUCCCUGACACAACACCUUUCAUUAACAUUCCUGUGCUCCGGACCGCAGGGAUUACUCUCACAUCCAACCCAGAGAUGUGCUUUCUGUGUUUUGAUCCAGGACUCUGGCAAGGCUGUGUCUCUGGGCUUGUGGAUGGAGGAGAUGAUCUUCAACUUGGCAGAUUCACGUCUGUUUUUCAACGACCUGGAGGAAUGUGACCAAGUUCACAUCGAUGAUGUGGCCUCGGAUGACAAUGGGCAGGACUUGAGCACGUAUAACUUUGGCACGGAUGGCUUCCAGAGCCCAGCAGGUGGAAGCACGCUCUGCUUGGGCUCAGGUGUUCACGGCGGGGUCGACUGGAUGAGGAAACUUGCCUUCCGCUACCGCAGAGUCAAAGAGAUCUACAACACCUACAAGAACAAUGUAGGAGGUUUGCUGGGCAGUCCGAAGCGGGAAGAGUGGCUUCAGCUGAGGCGGGAGAUGGAGGUUUUGACGGAUCUGUGGCUGACGCAGGCACUCAAAGCUCUCGCUCUCAUCAACUCCAGACCGAAUUGUGUGAACGUGAUGGUCACCACCACGCAGCUGAUCCCAGCGCUCUCCAAAGUACUGCUCUACGGGCUUGGAGGAGCUUUUCCCAUCGAGAACAUCUACAGUGCCACCAAAACAGGUAAAGAAAGCUGCUUUGAGCGCGUGACCCAGAGGUUCGGCCGCAGAGCCGUGUAUGUGGUUGUAGGGGAUGGAGUCGAGGAGGAGACGGUCGCCAAGAAGAAGAACAUGCCGUUCUGGAGAGUGACGUGCCGGGCAGAUCUGGAGGCGUUGAGUCACGCACUUGAGCUGGAUUACCUCUAGAGGACAGCAUCCGUCUGCUGUCUCCUCCCCAUGUGUGGUCCACAGGGAUCACAUGACCCAGCCAAGAACUGCAGGACCAAUCAGCAGGGAGCAGCAAUCUUACUGGAAACGUUUGCUUCAAAUCAAUCCAAGAAAAAUGCUUUUCUCUCUUUCUCGCGCUCCAGCUGAGAGGCUCAGCUCUUUCAUUCACUCGCUUUUCUUCACAACAGCACUGCACUGAAAACAAAGACCCUUCAGCGACUGAUUCAGAAAGCCUGUGUUCGGAAUGACAUACUAUCACACUACUUGUACUAUUUCUGCAGUAUGCAGUAUAUAUACUGCGCACAGUGUGUAUUUUGUUUUUGCAGAAACCCAGAUGACAAUGGAGCACAACACAUGGGUUUCCCAGAAUGCAAUGCACUUGACUUGACUUUACACAGCUCAUCUCUGGACUGCCAAAAACUGAAAACAAUUCCCCCAAAAAACUGAUUCAAAAUAACUUUUUUUAUUUCUGAGAUGAAACUAGAAGUCAUGUGACAAUGCAGCAAACUACUGUUUGAAAUGUUUAUCAUAAUGCAUAAUGUGUACUAUUUUUUAUAUUAAGCAGUAUACAGUGUAAAGUGUGCAGUAUGCUGUAAUGUUUGUUAGUAUUGUUUUCUGAACAUAGCCAUUCUGAAACAACCCAUUUUAAGGAUGAAAGGGGUGUAAAAAUAGAAGAUUUUAGCAUCAAAAAUAAGAUUUACAUUUUUUACAGCAUUAAAUCAUAUGCAUUUCCAUGAACAAAAGACCAAAUUCAUAAGUGAAGAGAAAAAAUACAAGAUUUGAUCAUUUUAUGUAAUCAGAACUGAGAUUUUUCUUGCAAUAUCAUACCAAAUUGAUUGAAUAUUGCACCAUACGUAAAAAUAAUAAUUCAAUAUAUGUUAACUACAUUAAAAUGCAUUCAAAUUAAGAUAUUGUACUAAAACUGCAGAAAAACUAACCCCUCACUUUUUGAGUACAAAGUACUGCAAAUCCACUUAUUUUAAUGGAAACCCCUGAAUAGAUUUAAAAGUGAACUAACCAUGAAAUUAGCCAAAGUAUUGUAGCGAAUGAUACUGCUACUGGUACUAAAAGAAAUUACAUGAUUAACUUAUGAAUGUCAGUGUCCUGUGAGUUUCUGACUUCUUUUCUUCCUGUCUCUCUGAUGUUUGCCUGAACAUCAUGUGGUUUGUUACUGAUGUGUAUUUGUUAUUUUGCUGAAGUUGAUAUACUGUAUACUGUACUGUACUGUAUGUGCCGCUCUGACCUGCAUGUGCUCUCGCAACUGCUUCUUUUCGCUAUGAUUUGUAUAUAAGGUUUUAUUGUUGAUUAUUUCUGGGCUUAUUAUAAUAGAAUAAAGAUAAAUUAAUUUCA
Molecule: messenger RNA, 3192 nt
Organism: Sinocyclocheilus grahami
Lineage: Eukaryota; Metazoa; Chordata; Actinopteri; Cypriniformes; Cyprinidae
Product: eyes absent homolog 2-like
Exons: 15
Coding region: 352-1821 (489 amino acids)
Biological process (GO): multicellular organism development; negative regulation of extrinsic apoptotic signaling pathway in absence of ligand; cell differentiation
Cellular component (GO): nucleus
Molecular function (GO): protein tyrosine phosphatase activity
Source: RefSeq, a predicted model, not a curated record